This is a messenger RNA of Triplophysa rosa, 1001 nucleotides long. RefSeq names its product muscle segment homeobox 1a (gene msx1a). Bases 40 to 750 code for a protein of 236 amino acids. The transcript has 2 exons. Gene Ontology annotation, biological process: embryonic morphogenesis; regulation of transcription by RNA polymerase II. The record is from RefSeq and is a predicted model, not a curated record. NCBI's taxonomy places the organism in Eukaryota, Metazoa, Chordata, Actinopteri, Cypriniformes, Nemacheilidae. Gene Ontology annotation, cellular component: nucleus. Gene Ontology annotation, molecular function: RNA polymerase II transcription regulatory region sequence-specific DNA binding; DNA-binding transcription factor activity, RNA polymerase II-specific.
CCCUUCAUUACACACAAACCUCAGAUCCGUGAGUCGUGUAUGGCCCCGGUUACCGUCAUGUCUUCUGAAGUUGUGGAUCAUUCGCGUGUGGUUUUAGGAGUUAAAGGAGAGACGCACACCAGUGUAGAUGAAGACGGAGAGAAACCGAAGAUCCUCCCGUUCAGCGUCGAAGCUCUGAUGUCAGACCGGAGACCGAGAAGCUCUACCGGCGGGACAUCACAGCAUCCCGCUGCAGAUUCUCACCGCUCGUCGUUCACGGUACCGGAGGACGCGCCGGUGCACGCGGAGAGCUCAGAGUGCGAGGAACGGAGCGCGUGGAUCCAAAGCCCCCGUUUCUCUCCCAGGCGUCUCAGUCCUCCAGCGUGUCCUUUGAGAAAACACAAGAGCAACCGGAAGCCUCGAACCCCGUUCAGCACGUCGCAGCUGCUCGCGCUGGAGAGGAAGUUCCGUCAGAAACAGUAUCUGUCCAUCGCGGAACGGGCCGAGUUCUCCAGUUCACUGAAUCUGACAGAGACACAGGUCAAGAUCUGGUUCCAGAACAGACGAGCAAAAGCCAAGAGGCUCCAAGAGGCCGAGCUGGAGAAACUGAAAAUGGCCACCAAGACGAUGCUUCCUCCGGCCUUCGGGAUUUCGGGAUUUCCAGUGGGCGCUCAGGUGUCCGGAUCGCAUCACUUCCACAGACACUCUCUGAGCGUGACUCCGAUGGGACUGUACACACACAUGGGAUACAGCAUGUAUCAUUUAGCUUAAGUGACUCUGAAUCUGAAUCUCAGCGAGAAGAAAUGCUCUUAUCCCCUUCAGAUUAAAGUGAAGCUGAUGCUGUCACAUAUGAAAGCAUCUUUGCUCGAAGGUAAGGAGGUCGGGUGGAAACAGUGCGUUAUCUCACACUUGCAUUCAUAGAAAUGCGUUCACGAUCCAACACGUGAAUGUUUUAAAGAACCACAGCAUUUAAAGGAACGAACAGCGCUGACUGUUGCUUUAGUGACUCCCUUCGAAAGGGA